AUGACAUCGACUGAUAUGCUCCAACAUUCAAGCGAAUGUGUUGAUUGUUUUGUUUUCUUUAUCCAUAUUCACAACAUGCCAUCAUUAGUUAUUGGCCUGGAUAUAACCGACAACCAUGUAACUUCAGCUUUCGUUCGAAUCGAACAGAUUUCCAGUGGUAAAUUAGCCGUUGAACGCGACACGUAUUUAACUCGCUUAUAUGAAAUUACCAACGAGACCGAUCCACGAGAUAUCCUGGCCAUUUGGAUUCAAUCGAUCGACGACCUUCUACUUGAUUUUGUUGAUCACUAUCAAGAAAAUGAUCAUAUUAUUGGUAUUUCAAUCGGCAUGCCUGGUCCAAUGGAUUAUCAAUCAGGCACAUGUCACAUUCAAUCAACGUUAUUUCAGAAAUUCUUUGGUUUGAACAUACGUUUGUCACUUGAACAUGGCCUAAAAGAUUUAAUCUUACGUUGGAAACAUGACUAUUUCGAUAAAUAUCAAAUUUUAUCAACAGCCUCAUUAAGAAAACCUUUGACUAGUCUUGAUAAAAUGCAACAAGGGCAAAAAACAAGAAAGAUGACGAUAACACCACCCACAACUCCACAUCUUCCAAUAAGUUUCAAUAUCGUAUCGUCGACGAUUGAAAGCUUCCAAGACAAACAAUCUAUUAACCAGAUUUUAUCGAAUUUUUGUGGACGAUAUGAUCAUGACGAUUUCGACAUACCUCGAUCACGCCGCGAAACGUAUUUUCACGAUAUCGAACAAAUUUCUACUCCAAAAUCAAUCAGUACUCGAUUUACACCAAGAUUAUGGUCAAUUAUCGAACGUUUAAACCACAUACCGAUUACAUUCUAUAAUGAUGCAGCAUGUUUUGCUUUAGGAGAAAUUCAAUAUGAACACAAUCAAGUUUACGAACGAAUAUUAGCGUUAACUUUAGGUACUAGUUUUGGUUCGGCAUUUCUCGAUGGUGGCCAAGUUAUCACGCAGCGAGAAGAUGUUCCAUUAGACGGUGCGCUAUGGAAUUGCCCGUAUGAUCAACACUCGCUGGCUGAUGAUUGGUUUUCAACUCGUGGUUUAAUCAAUUUGUAUAAAAAACUACUUCGUUCAGAAUCGCCUGACGAUAGUUCCGGUACGAGUAGUAUGACAUUAUCCGGUGAUGAACGUCAACAAUCUGACGAUUAUUUAUACAUAAGCGACGCUUAUCUUCUUCGACGAGCGUCUAACGGUGAUCCACUUGUGAUAAAAACCUUUCAAACUUACGCUCGUUUACUAGGACAAUUUCUCAUUCCCUACAUAGAUGCAUUUCGUGCUCAAUUAAUUAUCAUUGGUGGUGAUCUGGCUCAAGUUUGGUAUUUACUCGAAGAUGAAUUGAAUUUAACCAUCCAAAAAUUUUCCCAAGCGACUAUCUAUUUCAGUCUUUCGCAGGGUAAAUCCAUUUGUCUAGGUGCUGUUCAACAACAUAUCUAUGAACCGAGAAAACGACCUCUUCGGCAAAUUCACCAGUCUCUGCUACCUGUAGUGAAAACGAUCGACACGUCAAAAUAUGAUAUCUACCCAUGCCAUCCGAUUCCAAAUGGAUCGAUUGGCAUCGGACAUCGAACAUUGAAUGACAAAUUCUAUCAACUGAUCGAAGAUAAUGAAAUUCUUCUGAUCGAUGGUUUUGUUGGUACAGAUUUCAGUGAAUAUGCACACCAUUUAAAUCGAUACUAUUUGGAGAAAGCACUGAGUAAAAAUUCUUUACCGUUAUUAUUCUACGAUAGUCAAGUAUUUGUUCAAACCAAUUCGAAUAUGCAACGCGAAAUUUACCUUCAAAGUCCUCGAUCAUUCUUCGGCCGUAUUGCAUACGAUUUAGAUUUUCCACACGAUUUUCUCGAUGUCAAGAAACUAAACCUUCUCAAAAACAAUCUUUCCUAUCCAUGUGUUGUCAUCGGUCCAGCUUCAUCUUAUGUAAACGACAGCGCACCAUUAGCUUACAUCGACUUGCCUAAAAACGAACUAUAUUAUCGUUUAGCAACCGGAUCGGCUAGUUCGUAUUUGAAACCAAUGCGAAAAAUCAACUUCAAGGACAAUCCAUUGACACCGAUGAUGUACGAACGUAAAUGUUUAUAUUGUCUCGAUUAUCCAGUUUUGAAUAAACUCAAACAAGAAUUAUUACCUCGAAUGACUUAUUUUAUCGAUGGACAACGACCGCAUUGUCCGACAUGGAUCAAUGGAGAUACAUUUCGACAAGCACUUCAUUCUUUAGCAAAUCAACCGGUUCGUCCUCGACCUUGGUUUGAAGCAGGUCCAUGGGGUGGUCAAUGGUUGAAAUCAACCUGCCAAAAUAUUUCCCAACAUGCACAAAAUUAUGCACGAUCAUUGGAAAUGUUUCCGUCGGAAAAUGGCAUCAUUUUGUCCGAUGUGAACUAUCGUCUUUUAGAAUUCUCAUGGGAUUUGUUCUACGGUUCACAAGUGAGUCAAAUCUUAGGUAACGAUGUUCAUUGUCGAUUAUUUCCGAAUUCGAUGGACUUCCCACUUCGCUUCAACAUUAUUGAUACGAUUGAGGGUGAAAAUAUGUCAUUACGAUGCACACCGAAUCUUCAGUAUCUUCGUACGAAUUUCGGCGAGAAAUUACCGCAAGAUCAAACGUAUUACGUGCUCCACAAAGAUCGAAGAAAAGACUCAGCAGAUAUCUAUCUUGGCUUUCAACAGAAUGUCAAUCCAGAUGACUUUCAUCAAGCUUUAGUCUUAAGUGAUACAAGAAAAUACGAACUCAACGUGAAGAAAUAUAUUCAAUCCUUUCCUAGCAACGUUCACGACUUCUAUUUAAUACCAAAUGAAACAAUUCACGCGUGCGGACGAAAUCAAGUCGUUCUUGAAAUCUCCACAGCACCUCAUUUAUAUUCAUUCGAAUUAUACGAUUGGCUAAGGAGAAAUCCUGACGGACGUUCACGCCCUUUAAACAUUGAACACGGAAUGAAGAACUUGAAAUUCGAUCGCCAUGACGAUCAACUUUGUUGUCAACCUAGAAUGGAAAAGCUCGAACCGAAUCGAUACGAAGAACAGCACUUGCCGACGCAUAAUCUACACUUGUAUGAUGUACAACGUCUGAUUAUCGAACCGGAUCAAUCCAUUGAAAUAAUACGUUCAACGGAAAAUCGUUUUCAUUUGUGUAUGUUAGUCGAAGGUAAUCGAAUCGAAAUCCAAUUUGAUCAGAAUCAAGAAAAACAAACUCGUCGAUUUAAUUAUAUUGAAACGUUUCUGAUUCCGGCAGCUAUCCAACAAUAUACUGUGCGGCCAAUAAUUCAAAAUACGGAUGAUGUAAAGAAAUGUAUUGUACUUAUCGCUUUUCUUAAAUGGAAUUGUGAAAAAUUACUCGAAUAA
Molecule: messenger RNA, 3342 nt
Organism: Adineta ricciae
Lineage: Eukaryota; Metazoa; Rotifera; Eurotatoria; Adinetida; Adinetidae
Source: the annotation of a GenBank genome assembly